This is a messenger RNA of Doryrhamphus excisus (bluestripe pipefish), 15034 nucleotides long. RefSeq names its product nuclear factor I/Xb (gene nfixb). Gene Ontology annotation, cellular component: nucleus. NCBI's taxonomy places the organism in Eukaryota, Metazoa, Chordata, Actinopteri, Syngnathiformes, Syngnathidae. Gene Ontology annotation, biological process: regulation of transcription by RNA polymerase II. Gene Ontology annotation, molecular function: DNA-binding transcription factor activity, RNA polymerase II-specific; RNA polymerase II cis-regulatory region sequence-specific DNA binding. The record is from RefSeq and is a predicted model, not a curated record.
AUUAUUGUAAUUACUCACUAUUACUAUUACCAUGAUGGGCAGUUGUUCAUGGGCAUGGUAAUUGUGCCACAAUUACAAUGUCAUUCACAUCUUCCAACCAGUCAGCUGCAAACCAUUACAAUCAUUAUUUCCACACACAUAUUCCACUCAAAGUGGGCCUUUACAACUUGGACAAAAUCACCCUCACGUGUACCCCCCUGGGAAUAAAAAAAUUGUGCAGCAGGCAGUAUAUUCAAAUGUAUGAAUGAAUGUGACUGGGCCGCAGGCUUUUGUAUUCCCGGAGUUAAGACUCUGGCCAAGUCUCGCUGAGAAUCUGAGUAUAUCGUAUAUCCCGCAGCAUAGAAAUGAAGCAUGAUGGCUGUAAUUGCAAUAGGUGCACGGCUGGUAAAAGAACAUCUUGGAAGGGGAAGGGAGGAGCAUCAGUGUGGGGCAGGGAGUUCAAAAACAUCCACAGGAGGGUGUCCACCGCUUACGGUCUUUACUGGGGGAGCGUCACUGCUAUCUUGUCAUGCCCUUCAACUUCCUGAAUUGGACAGUGAAAUAUACAGUUGAGCUCCAAAUUCCUAUGACUUUAGAAUUGUUUGUGAAUGGUGUGAGUUGGAAUUGUUGGUACAUCACAGCAUAAUCGCAGCCAUCCCGAGAUACUAUGCAAAUAUGUCCCCUAGAUGCUGUGAGUAGUACUCUCACUAGGCCAUUCUUAUUGUGUGAUUUCCCCCCCGCUAGCCUAUUCCUACAAGUAGCAUGCAUGUUUACUCGUCCCAUCACUUCUAUUCUGCUUCAUUCGUGCAAUUUCUGUGGUGAUUUUCAUUGUUCAAUUACUUUUAAGUGGAGCAAUCACAUUAAUUUCAUAUCUCUUAUCGGUAUGGUAAUGGUUUAAUUUCAUUUGAACAUGCAUCAGAUUACAAUUGAGUGCAUCCCAUAAUCAGUUCACAUUUCCAUAUGUCCAAAAGGAGUAGGAAGAAGCAAAGCUUAUUAAAUCCUACCCCUCCGUCUGGUACUUCUACAAUCAGCAACUGUUACAUUUGUUCACUUCCUGCUUUCCAUAAUACAGUUUUUUUUAAUUAUUACAUUUUUUGUCUCGUACCAAAGUACGAGGUGAUAUGACCAUCCAAUGACAUAAUGGGUACCAUAGUAAGUGUCAAUAUAGUGAUAUAUAUAGCACAUCAUGACUGGUUCAAGACUCUUCAUCCUUGUAUUUAGCAAACAUCAACUGCUUGUAUUGUUUCUUGAAUUGGCUCAUCGUUGUGCAUCGUUUGAGGUCCUUACUCAAUCCAUUCCAUAGUUUGAUUCCACAUACUGAAAUGCUAUGGCUAGAAUAACGUAGUCCUAGCAUAGAAGUGUUUCAAAUGUAGUUCUUCCCUGAGAUCAUAUUUCUCCUCUCUUGUAGAGAAGUAUUAUUUUAGGUAAUUGGUUAUUUUUAGCCUUAUGCAUUAUUUUAGCUGUUUGAAGAUGAACUAUAUCAGCAAGUUUAAGUAUUUGUGAUUUUAGAAAUUAGGAGUUAAUAUGUUCUCUGUAGGCGGCAUUAUGAAUUAUCCUUACUGACCUUUUUUUGCAGUACAUUUAGCUAGUGAAGAUUGCUUUAAUAGUUAUAUAGUCGCAGGAUGAGUGCUGUGGGUUUCACUUUUGAAUUAUUUUUAGUCUAUGUAGUUAUUCUGAACAUGAAAUGUGUCGGUUAUUAUUAAGAUGAGGAGCGCUCGCAUUACAAUAAUUCUAUGACUCUCCUAUGUACAGUAUGUUGCCAGUGUGCAUGGAAUCUUCCCUGGCCUUGGCCAACCUAUUCCAAUGCUGCUAGUAAGGGAAGUGCAGCAUACUUGGGGUGCCGGUUUGUGCACUCACACUAGCCAAACAAACCAUGCUUUAGGUGUGAAGUGGGUCCCAAGCGUGGUGGAAUUGGCCUAGUGCGAGCACGCCCUUAGUGUUGGGACAGGGGUGUCGCGUUCUAAAAAUGACAUUUAAAGAAGGAAACAGUGAAAAAACCAAAAGUAUUAAAUAUUAAGAGAGUCAUGUCAUAAAGCUGGAAAAGUAAGGGAAAAAAGUUGUUUCAAAGUUUCUAUUUCUGGGAAAUGACAGUAAUUUCUGGUGUAUAAACCCCACCCACUAAAUUUUGAGGAAAAAAAAUAUGUGUACAUACAGUACAUACAUAUAUAAGCAGCACAUGCCCAUGUGGAAAAAACUGCUUAUUAUGACACACACGAGCUGCUCUUUAUUGGACAGGAGCCAAUAUGGGCUUAAAAUAAACAACAAUUUUAACGGUUUCCAUCAUGCAUUUAGUCCUAGCAAAGCAUUUUAUUGGACAUGGCUGAUGGGGGGGGGGCUGCAAUGAUUCAUCAGCUGCCUCUGUCCACCAGAGUGAGCCAGAGGAACCCAGAGCUCAGAGGGAGGCUCCUCUGGCUCCCUUUCCCCCCAGCAAUCAUGUCCAAUAAAAUACUUUGUCUGGACACCAUAUUUGUUUUUCUUUCUAAACUCAUAUUGGUACUUUGUAUUGUAUUUUUCUUACCCGCCUUUUGAGUGUUAAGUUGCUGUGUGAUGAUUAGAUGACCUCCUGCGAUUUCCAAUGGGUUGCUUUUUUUUUUAAGUCUUAACUUUUUUUUCAUUGCUCGUGAUUGCCUCCUGUCAAAGAACUACCUGGUCUUCACGGCCAAAGUGUGCCAUUUUAUGACGUGGACAUAUCUGGUCCGGCUUAUAUAUGUAAAUUUAGUGGGUGCGGCUUAAACGCUGUUAUGGUAAUAUAACAUACAUUAUUAUAUGACACCUUGAAUCAGACUUUUAUAUUGCGUAAUGACCUACGAUUUUUUUUUCAGUGGGUUGACAAGCUCGGCGCAGUAUUUGCACGAUUAGUAGUAGGUAAUCAUGGUCAUAAAUUAGCCGCUGGUUUAAAAGUUUCAGAAAAAACAUAGCCAAUUUAUAAUUUAUUGUCAACAGCAGAGCAUUUCAUUGGUCAAUGGUUGCUAUGGGUGGGAACUCAGCUGCAUAUUUCCUAGCUGCUUUUUAAUGUUAAGUUGCUGUACGAUGAUUUGAGCGUUCUUUGUAAGAUGACACCUUGAAUCAGACUUUUAUAUUAAGUAAUGACCUACGAUUUUUGUUUGUGGGUUGACAAGCUCGGCGCAGUAUUUGCACGAUUAGUAGUAGGUAAUCAUGGUCAUAAAUUAGCCGCUAACAUAGCCGAUUUAUACACUGGAAAGUAGCGGUAGUUCUUCGGCAUAACAAUGUCAAUAACAACAGCGCUGUAGCUUGGUUAGUAUGCAUGUGACAUUAUGUAAAUAAAUGUAAAUUUAGAAGGCUUUACAGGCGGAAUAGUUGCAUCUCAUUAUUAUUAUUAUAUGGACUCUUAGCUGUCUGUUUCAAAAUUCCCAAAGAGUGCAUUUUUCCUGUAUUUACACAAAUUUAUAAAUAAUUACUGACUUAGGGUGCAAAGUCGCGGGCAUCCAACAAUACCAACAAACGAAACAAUACGAACAAUAACAAAAAAAAUGUAUAUAUUAACUAACUCGUACACAAUUGACUUUGUCAGAAGUCCAUUUUUGCAAAGAUCCUCUGACCAAGCAAGAGUCUUUGGCAGGUCAUUGCUCCUAUAUUUGGAGCCACUUAAAGCAACGCCAGAUAGACGUGGAGCCAGCGGCCACAACCACACUUUGCUUUCUCCCCUUUGCACCAGAGCGACAGCUGGGUGUGGCGUUAUUACCGCCUUCGCUAUCAAACAGUGUGUUCAGGCAAACCUCCGAUUUGCCAUCCUUGAUCAACCUGUUUUGACCCGACGUCUCUCACCAGUCACUAUACAGUAUUUGCUAAACGUUCGAUCCCGUCACAACUCUGUCGCGACGGUGUGUAUAUGCAUAUUUUCAGCGUGUGAAAAGGCCGAGACCGAGCGAAUGCGGGCAUAUGGCUCUAGCAUGUGCUCCUUAAUGAGAGCUUUACUCACAUCCACCGCUAAAUGUGUGCCUCGUUUGAGGAGCGCUUGCACGUGUUUCGUGCAAGUGGACUCUUUUUCAAGGCUCAUCAUCUGUGUGCCGCCGCUCUCGUAACCUUUUGCACUCGUGGUGCGUUUAAUGACAUGCAAAAUGAAUUCCCCCCCGCACAGCUCCUGCUGUCCUUUUGGUAGGAAUGACCACAGAGUUUCUCCCCGUUUGACUUUCUGGCUGUUGAGUGCAAUAAUUGGCCACACAGAGUCGAAAUAUCUUUGUUUGGCCUGCGGAGGCUUGCGGCGUAAACCCACAAGCGGUAGGCCUCGUAAAUCUGCGGGACUCCAAUGUCAGGCCCCAAAUUAGCUCCUCUUCUUUACAAUGACUUCACUCCCACCCAAAAUGUCUACCAUAUAUGUGGGAUUCCAUCCAAGAAACCUCACAUGCUCCAUUUUGUUCUUUUUGAAAGAAAGUCGCUACCGUGUGUGCUUGUGAUAUACGUACACACGGUAGUAUUUUGAUACUGCAAGAUUAUAUGUCUAUCCUCAGUAUUUGGCAUUAUUUUUCCAUUCAGCCCCAUGAAUGCUGACUGUUUGGCUUGGCCUGGCUUUAAAAGUACAGAUGUGGCCUGUGGACAGGGUGAAAAAUGAUUCAGUGGAUAAAUAGUCUUCACUUCAUGAAAUAAUGCGCCUAUUCACACACCCUGGAAUGAAUGAAUGAAUGAAGGUGUUAAAUCCAAAGCCGGGGUGAAAUGAUUGCAUCAGGAGCUGCAACUGUAAAAAGUGUAAAAAAAAAAAAAUCAUAUUUUCAUGAAGUCCAAUUCCUUUGAAUGCUCACCAUGCACAACAUAAGCCACUCAUCUGAAAAUAUACACAACACAUUCCACGCUUGCCUUGCAGCUGUUGCAUCUAUUCUCAUGAUGCGUUCGCGUAUCGUUAAGACUCUCGUGAUUUGAUGAUUGCGCCGCAAGUCCGACGGGUCAGUGAACGCAACUUAGGAUAUAUUUAUAUGAUUACAUUUCUCUGCACGCAAAAAAAAAACAAAAACAAAACAAAAAAAAAAACCUUGCAUGCUUUUGCAUUGCAUGCAAGCCGUGCAGCGUCGGGAGUCCUGCAAAAAAGACGAGAGCGAGGGGGUGGGAGGCAAAGUUUUUUCCCUGAAAGUUUGUGUGAGCUUUCUAGGCGGGGUUACUGUAAGCUUUGCAGCAUGGAGUGAGAGAAACAAGGACGGCGAGCGAUUGCAAUGCAGCACCACGCCGAGCUUCCAUGCAAUUUCAAUAAGCUCGUCUCCGCGUCUUCUGUGUGAAAAAAAAUCACCAUGUACUCCCCGUACUGCUUGACACAGUAUUACCCUACUCACCUUCUAAACAAUGCCUUAGUGGAUGAAUUUCAUCCCUUCAUUGAGGCCCUCCUCCCCCAUGUCCGUGCCUUCUCGUACACCUGGUUCAACCUGCAGGCCCGUAAACGCAAGUACUUCAAGAAGCAUGAAAAGAGGAUGACCAAGGAUGAGGAGCGUGCGGUGAAGGACGAGCUGCUGGGGGAGAAGCCAGAGAUCAAGCAGAAAUGGGCCUCGCGCCUCCUCGCCAAGCUCCGCAAGGACAUCCGACCCGAGUUCCGGGAGGACUUUGUGCUCACCAUCACAGGGAAGAAGCCGCCGUGCUGUGUGCUGUCCAACCCCGACCAGAAAGGCAAGAUCCGACGUAUCGACUGCCUCCGUCAGGCCGAUAAGGUGUGGCGGCUGGAUCUGGUGAUGGUCAUCCUCUUCAAGGGCAGCCCGUUGGAGAGCACGGACGGGGAGCGGCUGGUCAAGUCGCCCCAGUGCUCCAACCAUGGCCUGUGUGUCCAGCCGCACCACAUUGGAGUGACGGUCAAGGAGCUGGACCUCUACCUGGCCUACUUUGUCCACACACCAGAACAAUCAGGACAAUCAGACAACUCAAACCAGCAAGGGGAGACAGAUGUCAAGCCCCCGCCGAAUGGCCACUUGAGUUUCCAGGACUGCUUUGUGACUUCAGGAGUGUGGAACGUAGCGGAGCUGGUCCGUGUGUCACAGACCCCAGUAGCUACAGCGACUGGCCCAAACUUCUCCCUCGCUGACCUGGACAGCCCCGGGUACUACAACAUCAACCAGGUGACCUUGGGACGGCGCUCCAUCACCUCUACUCCCUCUACCAGGACUGAAAUGGAGCUUUAUGCAAGUCUCCCACGGAGCUCGAACAAGCGCAAGUCCAUCGACGACAGUGAGAUGGAGAGCCCAGUGGAUGAUGUCUUCUACUCGGGCCGUUCGCCAGCGGCCGGCAGCAGCUCACAGUCCAGUGGCUGGCCCAAUGAUGUCGAUGCAGUGCAGCACCAUUUGGCCAGUGUGCAGGAGAGGAAGAUUAAGCAUGAGAGCGAUGGAGUGCAGUUUCCUUACCAUGGACUGUCAUCGCCUGGUUCUCUUAAGAAGCCGGGGAAAUUCGAUUUCAGCGCCCUGUCCUCCCAGACGAGGUCCCCCCGCAUGGCGUUCACCCACCACCCACUGCCAAUGCUGGCGGGAGUGAGACCAGGGAGUCCCCGUGCUUCUGCCUCGGCCCUGCACUUCCCGUCGCCCUCCAUCAUCCAGCAGUCAAGCCCCUACUUCACCCACCCGACCAUCCGCUACCACCACCACCCUGGACAGGACCCCCUGAAGGAGUUUGUGCAGUUUGUCUGUGCUGAUGGCCCAGGGCAGGCCGCCGGACAGCCAAACGGGAGCGGCCAGAGCAAAAUGCCAGGCUCCUUCUUGCUGCCUCCACCUCCCCCAGUGGCCCGCCCAGUGCCCCUCCCUAUGCCCGACUCUAAACCCAACAGCACGCCCCCUGACGGCGGACUCUCCUCGCCCGCAUCUCCGUCAUACUCCACGUCAGGCGCCACAGCUCCCAACAGGUUUGUCGGCAUCGGAUCACGGGACAACAACUUUCUGAACAUCCCGCAGCAGACACAGUCUUGGUUCCUCUGACAAGAUCUGUGCACAAACCAGCAACGAGAAAUCUUUCUUUACAAUCAAAAAUAGAUUAUAAUUGUCCUCCAAUCACAACACAGUACAGUGACGGGCCAUUACAGUGCAUCUCACCUACCUAAGCCAAAACACAGAGAAACACCGCAGGAAAAUUCAGCAGCACUUAGAGGAACUCUGGACUCAUCGUAUUCAGUCGGAGGAGGGAGCCAUAUGGAGCAAAGAACGCUCGAUGGAAAGAUGAUGAUGGCAUGGACAAGACGAGGACAAGAAAGCGAAGGGUAAGGUGAGAGAUGGCAGCGAGCGGCUCGGAGGGGACGUGGGGGGGGAUGUCUCCUGAAAUAUCAGCACAACGUGAUAGCGACGCAGGAUGAACCUGAGGAGGAGAACUUUGCAAGGAUGCAGUGGCUACAAAAAUCAACGACAUUUGAGCAGAACCCAGAAUGAAAUAUCGAUUCCCAGUGAAAGCUGCAGUGCGUGUUCACCACCCAAAACCUGUUUUCCCUCCCAGAACGACCACUGACUCUUCAAAUGCCCCCCUUCUAACUAAAGAGACACCAUGCCAAAAUAUAGCUUGUAGGCUUUGCACCUACAGGCUCAAUCAAUUAACAUGAAUCUAUCGAUGUGCACUAAUUACACGCAAGGCAUGGAGGCCAACCGCUUGGCCCGCCCCCACAAAGUCAAGACCCAUCACAUCUGCCCACACUUUGUAAACAGGAAGUCCGAUCAGACAAAACCUGUGCCAUGAACGCAGCAUUUGUAUACAGUUAGUAAACGCACCAUGUAGUAUUCCCAAAGGGUGUGUUGUGUAGUUACAAAGCGAGCCCCGCUGAACCGUCACUACCUAUUUGGUUAGCAAUAUCCAACCAACACUGUAAGAUCAGUGUGCUCCGAUAUCCACGCCCCCCCCCUACCCCCACCACCCCUCUUGUAAAGUAGGUGAUUACAUUUGGUAUCUCGUGCAUGUUCUCUUAUUUGAAUUCCUUUUGGAUUUGUACUAUUUUAUAAUUGUUUUAUAUUUGAAUGACAGCACCUUAUAAAGAAAUACAGUAGGGCGUUUGCAAGGUGGUUAGCGAUACCCAUGGUCAUGGAUGGAAAACAGAGAAGAAAACAAUUCAAACAUUUUAAGGAACAUUUGGAAGGAGCCGGUGGUUUUGUUUCCGGUUUCUAGCAUUUUUACCCCCGAAGAAAAAUUCCAAGUACUAGAACUAUCUAGUACUCUUCCUUAUUCCUCAGUGCCAAACACAGGGUUCAUAUGAAGGCUUAGUGAGUGUUGCUUGUUUCUCAUGUUUCUUCUAAAUUUUUACGGUAUGAAAAAAAUUCCUCGGAAUGUCAUUUGGCUAAUUAUUUAAACCCGUUAAAGUGGACUCCGCUUAUCUACCAACUCAAGUCCUGGUCCUCCGUGUUCUUCAUUCAUUCAUUUUUUUUACCGCUUAUCCUCACAAUGGGGGAUCCUCGCAGGGGGGUGCUGGAGCCUAUCCCAGCUGUCUUCUGGCGAGAGGCGGGGGUACACCCUGGACUGGUCGCCAGCCAAUCACAGGGCACAAAUAGACAAACAACCAUUCACACUCACAUUCAUACCUAUGGACAAUUUGGAGUCGCUAAUGAACCUAGCAUGUUUUUGGAAUGUGGGAGGAAACCGGAGUAAACCCACGCAUGCACGGGGAGAACAUGCAAACGGAGGGUGGAAUUGAACGCGGGUUAACUAGCUGUGAGGCUUGCGCCAUAACCACUCGGCCGCCGUGCAGCCCCUCCGUGUUCUUAUUAGUACUAAAAACUGCAUUUGCCGUGCACUUUGACCCUCGAUAAGCCGUAUGAACCCUGCAAACGUAACCAUGGCAACUGCAAGACUACAAACUAGAAUGUUUUGACAAUCAGAAAAGAAAAAAAAGUCGAGAAAAGUCACCGAUUCUGUACGCUAAGUGAAACGGAAGAGAAAGGGAAAGGUUGCUGAAAACGGGAAAGCUGUUCUUUUUCUGUCUCCAUUUAAAAAAAAAAAAAAAAAAAAAGUUUACCUGUUGUUUACACUCCGAGACGGACCGCUGCUCCAAGAGCGGAGGGAACCACGCUGCGGAGCAAAAUGAAUAUGUGACAUAUCGGUCUCUUUUCAGUCGCUUUUUUUGUUUGUUUGUUUUUUUUAAAGGUUAAUUAAGGAGAAAUGGGAUGUAGGUAAACGAUGGCGGCUCUGGUCAUCUCAACCAUCGUCAUGGGAAUCGAUGAGCCCCGAUUGAUCAAAAAUGCACUAAAACAAUCACGCCAGCCAAACGUUUUGUUUUUUUUUUCUAAACCACACACACCCUGCCCAACUCCGCCCAAAAGGGGGGGAAGUCUUAAAUGUUGACAAUCUGACGAGGCCUUGAUGCUCGUAAUCCUUUUAUAUGAACGCCGCUUAUUGUCGUUUCUGAUGGACGUUCCGUUGGAAAGCGCUCACCCGAAAACCUCACAAAAUAACUGGACUGCCCGGCCACGUUCCUCACUCUCCUCACUGCAGGGAAGCUCCAUAGUCGGUCGGCCAUGCAUCUCAUCAGCCUCAUUAGAUUGAGCAAGCUCUGUUGACUCCACGGCGGCUUGGGUGGUUUCUUUUGGAAUCUAAAGGAAGUGCCUCUGUAUUCCCAUUAUGCAAUUUGUCAAACAUGAAUUCAGGUUUUUUUUUUUUCUCCACAUAUAAGCUAUAGUGAACGGUGGAGGGGUUGGGGGGAGAAAAUUCUAUGUUUAAAAACAGCUCACUAGAUAAGCAAGCAUCUUUCUAUAUAAUACACAUAUAUAUUUAUAGCUACAGUAUAUCAUUUUGUUUUGAUUUGCAAUAUAAGCUCAGUGGCAGUCUAGUUAUUUUUUGAAGCAUGGCAGUCAUAGGUUGGAUCGCACAAUCAGCAGAUCGGAGCUACGGUAGCAGCCUCUAAAUUGCUCAACACGGCCGGAGAAAUGAGGAAAAAUCCACAGCAAACGGAAUAGGAAAAAGAAAUCGGAUAGUGUAGAUGGGUAAAAAAAAAAAAGCAACAAAAGAUCAACUGGUGUUUAGUUGUUUUCUUUCUUGUUGGGAUGGGAAGUAUUGUUAUUGAAACGCAAUGAUGUGUGUUGAUUGAGCCAUGUGCAAUGCCUUGGUAGAGGAUUUGUGUUUCUUUGUUCGUGAUUGUUUAAGGGUGUUGCGAGAAGAGAGGACAUAACCUCUCGCUCUUUUUUUUUUUUUUUGUUUUCUGUUGGUGUUACUUGUGUUUCAAGUCCAUAGACUCUGGGACUCUAAAUAUAAGAGUGGAGAAAAAAAAUCCAACUCAUUGUAAGUAAGUUUGGGGGAAUUGUUUUUUAUAUAUAUAUACAUAUAUAUACAUAUAUAUAUAUGUAUAUAUAACUUUCUUUGGUCUUUGUUUUAUAAGAAAAACUUUAUUUCUAAUCAUUUGUUUUAAACACGUGGGAGGGCUGAAGGAACAACUUUGCAACUCAGAAAAUAUACAUAUAUAUCACUUUGAAAACUGGUGCUUUCUUUCCGAGAAGUAUUAGGGCCAUACAGAUAUGGAAAAAGAAAAAUUAUAUAUAUAUAUGUAUACAGUAUAUAUGUACAUUUAAAAAUUAAAUAAAAAAUUUAAAUAAAAAAUCCUAAUUUCCAAAACUUUUCUCCCCCCAAAAAUCUCUUUAAAAAAAAAUAGCCAAAAAAAACAGUAUUCUCAGAUAUUGUCAUAAUAUUAUGACCUCCCCUGUAAUACAGUAGAUCUCUGCUUUUUACGUUACGUUCCAGGCGAAAAACUGCAAGGAAUCCAUACGGCGACAUUCUCCGAUUUCAGAUCGACAUUUGCAAUACAUUUGACUAUUGUAAUUAUUACAUUAGCUUCAGCUCAAGAACCUAGCCCUUCUCCUUUAAACCCAAAAUAUCCUCAUAUUGAACAGAUGCAAUCAGAGUCAGGGUGUAACCAGUACGGUGCGUUCAAGGAUCCCUCAACACGGUGACAAAAAAAAAUAUUAACAAUGAAGCAUAAAGAAAUAAAUGUUAAAAAUUUGCCUUUUUUUUUACCAGUGGUACAUGUGUGCUGUACAUUUUAUCAGUAUUGUCACAUUUAUAAAUACUUAUGAACUUAUUGCAAAUGAGAUGUCUUUUUGGAGACCCAUCUUUGGAGAAAAUAAAUACCGCAAAUUCUGUUGCAUAAACCACAUGUGUCCAUGUCAUAAAGAACCCACGACGUGUUUGUCAACCCAUUGGAAAUUGCAGGAUGCCAUUACUCAAUAUAACAGUCUAACUUACAAAAAAACAUUAAGCUCAGCACACAGCAACUUAACACUCAAACGUUAUACCUCCAGAAAUAUACACACAUGUACCAAGACUAGUUUAAAACAAAAACUGUAAGUGUUCCCUUAACGCAUUUUGUUUGAGAGAACCAUCUCAUUGGAGGAGCUCAGAAAGACAAAGCUGCCAGAUGACCCAGAGGGAGGCUGUUGUCAUUGCAGCACCCCAAUGAAUGCAUUGUUCAGAUGCCAUACAUUAUUGGAAAACUUAAAAAUUGUAUUAUAUUUGGACGUUUCUAUAUUUGUCAGGUGCACCUUUAGAGUGUUACGUUGCUGUGUAAUGAAUUUAGUGUCUGUAAAGUGUUCUUUGAAGGAUUACUUUUUCAGGACAAAAAAUCCGUACAUUUGCAGGGUGUUGAGAUCUACUGUAUUAUGAUUUUAUUCUCAUGAAUUGACAAACCUUUUGCUGUUAUUGCAACUUUGUGUGGCCCAAAUACUCCCUCAUGCUUUCUAAAGACUAAAGUGCAGUCAAUCUAUUAUACAUAAAUACAAUAAUACUACACACAAUUAUCAUAAAAGCAAAUUUUAGGGAAACAUGCAUUAAUCUACUUGUCUUUUUGUAUUUACCGAGAGGGGGGAGGGGUUCACUGUGUGUGGGAAAAAAAAGGUUGUUGUGACAAAAGGCAUUUUUCCCCUUCAUGAACUUCCAACACCACGUGGAUUGUAUCAUCUUCUAUCCAAACACGGGACAUAGACAAGAUCUCACUUUGGGAGAUGCACACAAAGACCUUGAAUGAUGAUUUUUUUUUCCUGGUCUGGCAAGAUGGGAUUUUUGUUUUUAUUUGAUGUAAAAAAUUCCGUCAGAGGUUUGCAUCUUUGCUCUGAGUGGUGCUGUCAUCCAUUCAAAGGAGCCCCCCCUCUCGCUAUAAUCCCAACAUCUCCCAUUUGUAAAUGACUAUAAAUAUUUGUUUGGUGAUGUAGUGUUCUAGACUCAGAGCAUCUUAAAGGUCAUCCCUAAAAAAAAGUGCCUUUUGUUCACAGAUUCCAUCUUGUAUACUCCUGAGUGCCCAUCUCAAAAAGGAAAAAAAAAAAAGUCCCCUCCUUCAUCCUUCUAUAUCCACUUGUUUCUCUUCUUCUCCUCCUUUUUAAAUCAGUAUACAUCGUACUAAAGGCAACUGGUGUGAUUUAGUUCCUAUUUUUAUUGUUGAAUAAUAAAAAAAAAGCAGAAAAAGCAACAAAAAAAACAAAAAAAGCUUCUUUUUCCUCUGUAUCUUGUCUUCUGUCUAUCUCGGACACUGGAGUAGUCUGUAGCUGCCCCCCUUCCCUUCCCUCCCUUCCUCCUGCUCCUUUCUUUUUUCCCCCUUUUUCUCAGAACGGUGGGGUUUAAAAGAAAAAAAGAAAAAAAAACACCUUUUAUUUUUGUCUGAGCAGAAUGCAGUUAGCACACAUGUUAUUCUUGUCUGUACGCUUCACAUUGUAUUACCAUUACCCAUCUUCUUCAGCUUCUCCAUUCAACAGCUAAUGUAAGUGAACAAGUUACACCAGCGGGCUCUGGGCUGCGUUGAGGAUCAUUAUGAGGGAGGGGAGGGGGGGGCGGAGAGGCCGCAAGCACUCAUUGGGUUUAAAUGAGGGAGAGAGGCAGUGCUGUAGAACUGCUAGUGUAUAGGCAGGUUAGUUUGUAAUCCUUGUUUGUGUCUAUUUAUUAUUUUUAUAAUUACAUUUGGACUUACUUAUUGAUGAUUUUUUUAUUAUUAUUAUUAUUAUUAUUAUUGUCAUUGCAACUUGCAGCACUAAAACGCUGCACUCAAUUAUGCACCUUUCAAGUGGUUGAAUGAGACUCACUUUAAAACAAACAGUCAAAAAAAAAAAAGCACCUUAUAAGCAGACCGGUUCCACGGCGUCGAGGCUUAAAGGCUCAUAAGCACAAAAAAAAACAAAAAAACAAAUAAGGUCACACGCUGCCUUCCAAUAUGGACUCUUUCUAUAAAAUUAGCAGCAAUGUGUUCCAGACGUGUAGACCAAAAGCACCUUGGAAUCGUACCAUCAGCAGCAGUAUUAACAAGCACCACAGCGGAGAAGCCAUAAUGGGGGGGAGGGGGGGAGGGACAGGUUGCACCUAAACCACCAAGAGUGCUUGUGCUCCUCAUCCCUUCAAAAGCAGCAUCCCAUCCUCACACACACUUCCAAGAGCCCCUGGUGAAAUGCAUGUGUUAAAGUUUCUUUUCCAUAAUAAGAUUUUAAAAAAGCAGUUUGAAAAAGAGCAACACUUGAUUGAAUAAAAAGGAUGUUCUUGACUGUAUUUGGUCUUGUGUACUUCUUGUUUUGGAGCUUCUAUUUCACUGUACUUCUAUUUCACGGCGGUGAUAAGCGAACCUAAUAAGACCCUUAGCAGCAAAAACUGCAAUCAAGAGUUUCUGAUAACUUGCAAUGAGUCUCUUCCAGCGCUGUGGAGGAAUUUUGGCCCACUCAUCUUUGCAGAAUUGUUGUCAUUCAGCCACACUGGAGGGUUUUCCAGCAUGAACAGCCUUUUUAAGGUCAUUCUAAUUCAGGAUUUUUUGGUAGAUGGUUCCAUUUAUCACAGCAAGUCUUCCAGGUCCUGAAGCAGAAAAACAACCCCAGACCGUCACACUACCACCACUAUGUUUUACUGUUCUUUUUCUGAAAUGUAGCAUUUUUACACAGAAUGUUUUGGUACACAAAGUAUAACAGAAUUUAUGCUUCACAGCAAGUCUUCCAGGUUCUGAAGCAGAAAAACAGCCCUGGAUCAUCACACUACCACCACCAUUGUUCACUGGUCUUUUUCUGAAAUGUAGCAUUUUUACACAGAAUGUAUUGGUACACAAAGUAUAACAGAAUUUAUGCUUCACAGCGAUUAUUUCAGGUCCUGAAGCAGAAAAACAACCCUAGACCAUGACACUACCACCACUAUGUUUUACUGUUCUUUUUCUGAAAUGUAGCAUUUUUACACAGAAUGUAUUGUUACAGAAAGUAUAACAGAAUGUAUGCUUCACAACAAAUUAUUUCAGUUUCUGAAGCAGAAAAACAACCCCAGACCAUCACAAUACCACCAUCAUGUUUUACUGUUCGUUUUUCUGAAGUGCAGGGUUAUUUGUACACCAGAUGUAUUAGUACACAGUCAUGCUUCCAUGUGUCACAGCAAGUCUUCCAGGUUCUGAAGCAGAAAAACAGCCCUGGACCAUCACACUACUACCACCACCAUUGUUUACUGGUCUUUUCCUGAAAUGUAGUAUUUUUACACAGGAUGUAUGCUUAUAUGUAUCACAGCAAGUCUUCCAGGUUCUGAAGCAGAAAAACAACCCGGGACUAUCACACUACGUCCACCAUAUUUUACUGGUUUUUUUUCUGAUAUGUAGUAUUUUUACACCAAAUGUAUUGGUACUCAAAGUUCAACUGAAUUCAUGCUUCCAUCUAUCACAGCAAGUCUUCCAGGUUCUGAAGCAGAAAAACAACCGGGACCAUCACACUACCACCACCAUAUUUUACUGUUCUUUUUCUGAAGUACAUUGUUUUUACAGCAGAUACAUUGGUACACAAAGUAUGACGUAAUUUUUUGUAACAUUUAUCACAGGAAGUCCUCCAGGUUCUGAAGCAGCAAAACGGCCUCAGAACAUCACACUACCACCACUGUAUUUUACUGUUCUUUUUCUGAAAUGUAGCAUUUUUACACAGAAUGUAUUAGUACAUAAAGUAUAACAGAAUUUAUGCUUCCAUGUAUCACAGCAAGUCUUCCAGGUUCUGAAGCAGAGUGCAGCGUUAUGUGUACACCAGAUGUAUUGGUACACAAAGUAUAACGGAAUUUUAUGCUUCCAUGUAUCGCAGCAACUGUUCCAGGUUCUGAAGCAGAAAAACAACCCCGGACCAUCACACUACCACCACCAUAUUUUACUGUUCUUUUCUGAAGUGCAGGGUUAUUUUUACGCCAAGUGUAU